AUGAAUUUCCAAGCCCUUAAUAAAAGCCCAAAAGACCAAACUGUUUUAAUCCAAAGUCAUACAGCAGAUGCCCAUAUCCAAGUUCCUCAGACCAUUAAGUGGUCAGAAGUUGCCCUUCCAAAAGAUUGGACCCUAGUCACCGAGAGCCAACCAGUUCCAAUACAGCGUAGUCUAAAUAAUUUAGAUCAUAUCCAACAGUAUCUAGAUGGUAUAGUAAAAAUUAAAUUUGAAAAUCAGCCCCUGAAGAAGUCUAAUUUCCAGUUACAACAGUUGCCGACCCCUGGUCAAUCUCAAAGGCAUGCUCUUGCUAGGCGCUCCUUUGCAGCCUCGUCCUCCACUUUAGAACGAGACCUAGAGUUAGAAAAGGCCAUGAUUGAUUUCAAACUUGAGUCCUUGAGAAAAUCCUCUCAGGUAAACCAACCUUGUUAUGGCAAGGUACCAAUCCAAGAUGACAAGUCCGAUUCACCUGAGUCACCUACACAAUCUGACUUAUUAGUUGAAAAUUUUGCAGCAGUUGAUAAUCAACUUAGAACCCUUAAUAAAAAAUUUGAGAUUAAUUGGAAACGCUUAAAUCAUCAUCUCAAGACCCCAGAAAAUCAGCAUAGGAGAAAUAGUUGUCACCAAGCUUACCCUAAUAGUGAAAGCCGUCAAAAAAUCUUUAAUGAAUGGAAAGAUUAUAUGCGGUUAGCCAAAGUUGAAAUUUUCUACCUUGAUUUUAUUGAAAGCCGCUACAUGUCUAAUGAGUUAAAAACUCUAACUAAAGAAAAAUGA
Molecule: messenger RNA, 771 nt
Organism: Prunus armeniaca (apricot)
Lineage: Eukaryota; Viridiplantae; Streptophyta; Magnoliopsida; Rosales; Rosaceae
Source: the annotation of a GenBank genome assembly